This is a messenger RNA of Symbiodinium sp. CCMP2456, 729 nucleotides long. The record is from the annotation of a GenBank genome assembly. NCBI's taxonomy places the organism in Eukaryota, Dinophyceae, Suessiales, Symbiodiniaceae.
AUGAAGUUGCCAGGCCACAUGCAGGCUCCGACCCACUUCUCUCCUGCAGACACGUGUCCGCAACCGCGGCAAGACCGUCCAUGCCACUCCUGUGUCCCUCGUCUUGGUCGACCUCUUCAGACAAAGCUAGCUCCGCCUGCAGAAGUGAAAUCGAAUCGUCUCCAUUGUCAAAGUGCCAGCUCGCCAUUCUGCAUAGAUUGCCUCAUAUUCUGCAAACUCGAGCAGUAUGUACCCCGGUGUGUUGGCCGGCGCCAGGAUGCCGUCGUGCACACCAGCAGUAGCCGCUCCCGGUAUAUGAACGGGAACCGUCGUGACUUCACUGGGAUCGCACUCCAUGGAGGCACGCACAGAGAGAACCAAGGCGUCCCCGUUUAUGGGAACAUCAAACGCAACGGUGGGUGUAACCCUCGGUUUCCGGUCGAACAAGACGACGCCUCCAGCAACAUGGUGCAGCUUCGCAGCCCUUGCCGGCACACCAAGUUCUUCUCGUGCUUGAGCGUCUUCCCAUUCACGACACGCUUGGGCCUCUCGUUGCAGGUGUUGUUGCUCCUGCUCUUCAAACCUUUGUCGUUCUUCUUCCUCCUUGUCCCUUUGAAGUCGCCAUUGUCUCUCCUCUUCUACAUCAAGCUGAAGUUGGUCAAAAUCCCUGGCCUCCGCAAGCUGCUUGUCCGCAUGCACCUCAGUCUCCACAGAGUUCACAAGCGAAUCCUCAAUGAUCUGCUCAUCUGA